This is a messenger RNA of Colletotrichum costaricense, 282 nucleotides long. RefSeq lists its product as uncharacterized. NCBI's taxonomy places the organism in Eukaryota, Fungi, Ascomycota, Sordariomycetes, Glomerellales, Glomerellaceae. The transcript is spliced from 2 exons. Bases 1 to 282 code for a protein of 93 amino acids. The record is from RefSeq and is a predicted model, not a curated record.
AUGUUGGAUAAAAUCGUCUUCGACAUGGACGCAAAGCAGCAGCGGCACCUCAACUCGCUCGGAGCAGAGGUCCCUUGCACACCAGAAACGCACUCCCCCUCCAUCGUCAUCUUCAAAGACGAGACGAGCGCGACGGAGACUUCAUCGAUACUCACUCUGGCGCCCGAGUACCUCGAUGAGAGGGAGCGCGAAGGAAAACCUCUGGCGUGGGAGCCCGAGGCGCCACUUAUGCACCCCAUCGACAUCUACGAGGUACGGCGGCUGUUAUUGCUACAAGCCUGA